AUGAUAUUAAAAAAUAUUCCUUUCUUUCUAUACACAGAUGCUGUUGCUGAUGCAAAGAAAUCUCUCAAACUUAAUCCAAAUAAUUCUACUGCUAUGCUGAGGAAAGGGAUCUGUGACUACCAUGAAAAAAAUUAUGCUGCUGCUCUAGAAUCCUUUGCAGAAGGUCUGAAAUUAGAUAGUAAGUAUCAGAAUUAUACUUUAUAUCUGAAAAUGUGUUUUUUAAUGUUAACAGGAUCAGAAUCUGAAGUGACAACUCAUCAGCCAAAAAUCAAGUAUGACUGGUAUCAAACAGAAUCUCAAGUAAUCAUUACACUUAUGAUAAAAAAUGUUCAGAAGAAUGAUGUAAAUGUGGAAUUUUCAGAAAAAGAGCUGUGUGCUUUGGUGAAACUUCCUUCUGGAGAGGAUUACAAUUGGAAACUGAGACUUCUUCAUCCUAUACUACCAGAACAGAGCACAUUUAAAGUGCUUUCAACAAAGAUUGAAAUUAAGAUGAAAAAGCCAGAGGCUCUGAGAUGGGAGAAGCUAGAGGGGCAAGGAGAUGUGCCCAAGCCUGCACAGUUACCAGAUGUAAAGAACUCAUACCCAUCAUCAUCUCAUUAUACAAGAAAUUGGGAUAAAUUGGUUGGUGAGAUCAAAGAAGAGGAAAAGAAUGAGAAGUUGGAGGGAGAUGCAGCUUUAAACAAAUUGUUUCAGCAGAUCUAUUCAGAUGGCUCUGAUGAAGUGAAACGGGCCAUGAACAAAUCAUUUAUGGAGUCUGGUGGCACAGUUUUGAGUACCAACUGGUCUGAUGUAGGUAAAAGGAAAGUUGAAAUCAAUCCUCCUGAUGAUAUGGAGUGGAAAAAAUAUUAAAUAAAUUAAUUUGCUAUCA
Messenger RNA from Echinops telfairi (small Madagascar hedgehog), 868 nucleotides. It is a transcript of the gene SUGT1, whose product is annotated as SGT1 homolog, MIS12 kinetochore complex assembly cochaperone. Gene Ontology annotation, biological process: protein stabilization. The transcript has 9 exons. Lineage: Eukaryota; Metazoa; Chordata; Mammalia; Afrosoricida; Tenrecidae. Gene Ontology annotation, molecular function: protein-folding chaperone binding. Bases 1 to 849 code for a protein of 282 amino acids. The record is from RefSeq and is a predicted model, not a curated record.